AUGGCCAUUACGCCGACUCAAUUUGCUAAGAAGACGGCGCAGUCGGCCAAUUGGUCCGACGCCAAGCGUCGAGUGCUAUCCUCCUACCGAGAAUGGAUUCGAGCUGCUCCCGAAGUCCAAACUAUGUACAACAUGCCCAUGCCCGUCUCCGCCAUCAGAACCCGUAUGCGACAAGAAUUCGAGCGACAGCGAUUUGUGAACAAGCUUUCUGUUGUUGACGUUCUUCUGUUCAAGUCCCAUGCCGAAUAUCAGGAAACCAUGAACUUCUGGAAGCAGACCAACCACAUCAUGGCCUACUUCAAGGAGGAGAACUUCCGGGGCGACAAGCGACUACCAAGCAGCUUCAUGACUGGCUUCCUCGAGGGUCGCAACUAG
Messenger RNA from Fusarium poae, 375 nucleotides. RefSeq lists its product as uncharacterized. Gene Ontology annotation, biological process: response to oxidative stress. The transcript is spliced from 5 exons. Lineage: Eukaryota; Fungi; Ascomycota; Sordariomycetes; Hypocreales; Nectriaceae. The record is from RefSeq and is a predicted model, not a curated record. Bases 1 to 375 code for a protein of 124 amino acids.